Bradysia coprophila is the source of this 1587-nucleotide messenger RNA. RefSeq names its product BTB/POZ domain-containing protein 6-A-like. The record is from RefSeq and is a predicted model, not a curated record. Lineage: Eukaryota; Metazoa; Arthropoda; Insecta; Diptera; Sciaridae. Gene Ontology annotation, molecular function: protein binding.
UAUUAAUUUUGACAGGACGAUAACAGAUCGAAACAGAUGCAGAUCGAAAGCAAAUUGUAUUCUUAAGUUCUCGAACUUGAUCCGACAUCCGAGUGAUCAUUUUAAAGUCAAUAAAUUGAAGUGUUCAACUCCGCAUAAAAAUGAACGAAGCAAAGAGCACCAUUGAUGAUAUUCCAUUAGCGAUCGAGUCGCGAAUAAAAUGGUUCGUAAACAAUCAACGUUUUGCUGAUAUAACAUUCGUCGUUGGUAAAGAGAAAGAAAUCGUUUAUGCUCACAAAAAUAUAAUGGCUUCAGGUAGUCCAGUGUUCGAGCAAAUGUUUUUUGCGAAUCAUGACCUUAAAAUGACUGGAUCGGAACCCAUCGAAAUACCGGAUUUAACACCAGCCGGUUUCAUCAAUAUGUUGACGUACAUUUACACCAACGAAUUCAACGAUUUGGAUGAUUUGUCAGAGCUGUUCGAGACAUUUGUCGCCGGUGAUAAGUAUCAAGUCUACAACAUGAACGACGCAAUGUUCUCGUUUAUCAAGGACGUACUGAACGAAUCCAAUUGUUGCAUCAUUUACGAUCAAUUGAUGAAAUUUCCAUCGGAAUACCUCUGCGUACCUGUUGACCAGGUGAGAACGAUGAUUCGUUACAACAGUGGAGUGGCGUUCAAUGACGAGUACUUCGUCGAUAUCAGUCAGGAAACUCUAGUUGAUCUGUUGAACAUGGACGCUCUGUCAUUAGAUGAAAUCGAUGUGUUGAGAUCGUGUGCAAAGUGGGUGGAUGAGGAGAUUCGAAGACUGAAUUUGGAAUCAAAUGCAGCGAACAAACAGAAGAUUUUCAAGCCAUUCAAGAAUUUGAUCGGAUUUUCUAGGAUCACAUUGGAUCAGUUGGAACACUUUAGUCCAAUCAAGGAUCUGUUGUCAAGUGAUGAGCUUAGUUCAUUGUUCUUGCAUCACUUGAACAUCUCGCAACUUACAAUAGAGUGCAAUGCAGCCAGAAAGACACUGACGUUGAAAAGCGCUACAUGUGACAGAAAAUUGAGAGAUAGACUUGCGAGCCAUAGGUCAGAGUUCAGAACAGUAUUCAAUUCAAGUGGCGAAAUUUUCAUCGCAAAGAUUUACUCUUUUCUACAUAUAGAGAUUGAAGAUUUGGAAUUUUCAAUCCAUGACAAUGUGAGUGGACAAAAAGUGGAACUCAAUUAUGAGAAAUUGCGAGAUGGAGACGAUUGCUGGCAUUUCCGAUUUAUUGAUUUCGUUAAAAUUGACGCGGCAAAAGAUUACACAUUUACUUUUAAAUUUCAAAUCAUCCCGAUUUCUAACUGUGAAUUAAGUUGUGAUACCACAGUGAUGAUACGUAACGCUAGCCUUUUGAAAUUUUAUCUCUCAUUAGAUUCAUUUGGCUACCAUUGCUUGAAGAAAAUCGAUUUCUUUGAAUUGUCGUAAUUUUCUGAUUCAAUUCUGAUACAAAUUCAUUCUAUAUCGUACGCGAUAAUUUUCAAGUAUUUUGGAUUCAGACACAAAUUUUACAAAAACAAAAAAUUUCACAUCGUUACAAGUAAUGUAAAAAAACGAAAACUUAAAAUUCCUUUGAAUUAAAUAUAUG